CAUGCUUUCUUCACACGCUCCCUUUAAUUUCAUUUACCACCAAAUUUACUUCAUUUUCUGCCACGCUUCCAUACAUCAUUAUUCUCCCCUGUUACUACUACUUCUUUAGCUCAUAUAAACUCCAAAAAAAAUUACACAACUGAAAACCGUGCGUACGUAGUUUUUCUUCCCAUAUUGGUGAUUGAAUUUCUCUGUGGAAUCUUCUGCAUCGUUUGCACUCUGUAUUAUCAAUCGAUCGACCGACCGGCGGGUGUUUGAGUUUAAGAUGGGGAAUUGCCAAGCGGCAGAGGCAGCAACAGUAGUGAUUCAACAUCCAGGUAAUAAAAUUGAGAGGAUUUAUUGGUCUAUAAGUGCACAUGAAGUCAUGAGUUCGAAUCCUGGCCACUACGUCGCCCUUGUUAUCACUUCUCCAACUGAGAGAACACACAAUGGUUCGCCCGUCAGGCAGCUUAAGCUUCUCCGCCCCGGCGAUACUUUGCUUCUUGGACAAGUUUAUCGACUCAUCAGCUUCGAAGAUGUACUAAAAGAGUUUGCUGCAAAAAAGUGUGUGAAACUUGGCAAGUUACUCAGGGAAAGUGGAGGCCUUGUUCUCGAUUCAAAGAAAAUCUCCGUCGAUUCUUCAGCAGUAAAAAACAAGCCCAAAAUGGUGAAUGGAAUCCCAGCUAAGAUGGAACAUGAAACUUAUCAACAUGGAAGCAGUAGCAGCAGUGGGCAAAGAAGUAUGGGAAGACAUCAUGGUGGUGGGGGGCAAUGGAAACCAGCCUUACAGAGUAUUGCAGAGAUUGGAACUUGAACUAUACCCACCAUAAAGCACGUCUAUACUUCCCUAGCUACCAUGGCUAAACCUUUUCCAAAAGGGAUAAGAAAAGAUAGCAACUCAAUUGUCCCGAGCUACUAGUAAUUAGUUUAGAAAAGUACCACUCAAUUACUA
Molecule: messenger RNA, 931 nt
Organism: Solanum verrucosum
Lineage: Eukaryota; Viridiplantae; Streptophyta; Magnoliopsida; Solanales; Solanaceae
Exons: 4
Coding region: 266-793 (175 amino acids)
Source: RefSeq, a predicted model, not a curated record